CGUAACUCAGGCUUUUACAUUUGACAUUGCGCGUUCACGAGACAGACUCCUGACUGUGCGCGUGCUCUUGAAUCAGGAAAUAUGGCGGCGCUCACGCCACUCAGUCAGUUAUCAAGCGGAAACCCUGCAUAUGAGAGCUUCUACAGACAGGUGGAUCCGGGAAACACUGGGAAAGUGGGCGCUGCAGAAGCUGCUCAGUUCUUGAAGAAAUCAGGGCUUUCAGACAGCACACUGGGUCAGAUCUGGGAGCUGUCAGACCCUGAGAGAAAAGGUUACUUGGAUAAAAAGGGUUUCUUCUCUGCUCUGAGGCUGGUGGCUUCUGCUCAAGGAGGAAGUGACGUCAGUCUAAACAAUCCAAGCCAGAACAUCUCUGCACCCAUCCCUAAAUUUAGAGACGCCGUUAGCCCGUCCCUGAACAUCACAACCUCAGCUUCUGAUUCCAGCUGGACAAUAAAGCCAGAGGAUAAAGCAAAGUAUGAUGGGAUAUUUGAGAGUCUGUCUCCGAUUGGUGGGCUGCUGUCAGGUGAUAAAGUGAAACCAGUCCUAAUGAACUCAAACCUGCCUCUCGAUGUGCUCGGAAAGAUUUGGGAUCUCAGUGACAUUGACAAAGAUGGACACUUGGAUAAAGAUGAGUUUUCAGUGGCGAUGCACUUGGUUUAUGCAGCCCGAGAGAAGGAGUCUGUGCCAUCCACCCUCCCUACUGCUCUCAUCCCUCCACUCAAGCGGAAGAAGAUCGCAAGCGAUCUUCCGGGAUCAGUUCCUGUUCUUCCCUCUAGUCCGUUCCUCCUGAAGGAGAACCUGCGGCCAACACCAGCGCUUUUGGGAAGCAGCACAAAUUUGUCUCCUUCGAGCUCAUUCAAGCGCUCCAGCCCUACCCCAGCGCAGCCUCAAACACACACACAGCAGCCAUUCUCUGAUCUCUGGGUGGUGCCAGCAGAAGACAGAGAGCAGUACGAGGAGAUCUUUGAACUGGCUGACUCUGAUUUUGAUGGGAUGGUUGGAGGAGGUGAAGUGAAGGAUAUCUUCAUGAACUCCCGGCUGCCUCAGAGCGUCCUGGCACACAUAUGGUCGCUGGCUGACACUCAGCGUACCGGUAAACUCACCAAAGAGCAGUUCUGUCUUGCGAUGCACCUGAUUCAGGAGAAGGUGAAAGGAGUGGAUCCUCCUCAGAGUCUGACCUCUGACAUGAUACCACCAUCAGAGAGAGGAGCUGUCAGCACGCAGAUUCUCUCUGGAUUCACGCCAUCAGUCGUGUCUGAAUUGACCCCGUUGACCAGUCUGAGCAGGGACAGCAGCAGUUCAGUUGGGUUGGUUGAGCCGACGGGAAUCAAGGAUCUCGAUGACAUCAACCAGGAAAUCUCCCAGCUGCAGAGUGAGAAACGCAUAUUGGAGACCGAAAUCCGGCAGAAAGAGGAAGCGCUGCGACAGAGGAACAGUGAGGUUCAGGAGGUGCAGAGACACCUGGAGCGUGAAAAUGUAGGUCUUCAGGAUUUGGAGCACCAGAAAAGGGACUCUCAGGAGCGACUCGGUGAGAUGGAGCAGCAGAGAGCCAAACUGGAGAGCACACUGGACGAGACCAAGAGCAAGUGGCAGGAGGAGAACGCCAAAAUCACAUCGCUGCAGACGCAGAUCUUGUCUCAGGAGUCAGACGUACAGAUGCAGGAGAAGGAGGUGAGCAGAACGAAGACGGACCUGUACUGUAUGGAGCAAGAGGAGCAGCGUUUGGAGGAGAGUCUGCAUGCCGGGAAAGCCAAGCUGGACAGCAUCCUCAAACUGCUGAAGACAUCACAGGACGAGAUGGACCAGACGCGCAGUGAGCUCAGUGAGAUACAGGACGCCCAGCGGGAGCUCAAUCAAACCAUCGAACGCUUCAGUAAAGCUCUGAACGACAGUGUGACUAGUCUGGCCGAUCUGGACCAGCUCAUCGCUGAGGAGAGCUCCACCGCUGACACCAAGGAGGAUUCGUUGGUUAAGUCCAGGAUGGCCAUGUUUAACAGUAGCAGUUCUCAAGGCCUGAAUGCAGAUCCCUUCCAGAGCGAAGACCCCUUCAAAGGUGACCCCUUCAAUAAAGCUGAUCCAUUUGGAGGAGAUCCGUUCCAGCGGAGCGACCCGUUCAAAGACCCCUUCGCUAAUUCUGAUCCCUUCGGUGAGACUUCCUCAAGUCAGUUCAAGGCCAGUCCCUUCAGCAGAAGAGUGACCCAGACAUCGAUGAGUCCCAAACCUAAAGACUCGGACCCGUUUGCUGCAUCAGACCCAUUCGGUAGCGGCUCUUUUGGAGGGAAAGGUGGUUUUGCUGAUUUCUCUCAAAUGUCAAAGAGCUCGAGCUUAGAGCCUCAGAGCCGAAAGCCGACGUAUCCGCUGCCUCCUCCCAAAAAACCCGGACCGCAGAGACCAGCGCCGCCGCCUUACGGGAAGAAUAGCGGUUCAGGGGUUCAUAGUCAAGGGUUUGGUGCUCCAGCUGUUCGAAAGACACAAACGGACAGAGGACCCGUCUCCUCGUCCUCGACGUUACCGUCUGCGGUUAACCCGUCCUCAGCGUUUAGAGCUUUCGGAAGUGAGACGGAGCAACUGGAGUGGGCCAAACGCGAGAGCCAGAGAGAGGAGGCGGAGCGAAUCCGCAGGCUCCGCCUACAAGAACAGCUGGACCUGGAACUGGCUCUGGCUCUCAGUCGAGCUGAAAUGCCCAGAACAUGAAGCUGCUAGGUUUUUGAUUCAAUCCUUCAAACUUUCAGAUGAAGCUUCUUCCCCAAUCACACGCUCUUCCUGAAGAUCUCUCUCAGGUUUGCUGUAACGAUCACUGAACCAAUGAAGUACAACAAAACCAAAGGCUAUAGUUACAGAUCCACUUAUAAAAUGCACAAAAUACUUAACCACUGAGUUAUGCUUUAUGAAUAUUAUAUACAGCUUCACCAAAUACUGUAGGACCAGUCAG
Molecule: messenger RNA, 2932 nt
Organism: Carassius carassius (crucian carp)
Lineage: Eukaryota; Metazoa; Chordata; Actinopteri; Cypriniformes; Cyprinidae
Gene: eps15l1b
Product: epidermal growth factor receptor pathway substrate 15-like 1b
Exons: 24
Coding region: 82-2694 (870 amino acids)
Biological process (GO): endocytosis; endosomal transport
Cellular component (GO): plasma membrane; cytoplasm; clathrin coat of coated pit
Molecular function (GO): calcium ion binding; cadherin binding
Source: RefSeq, a predicted model, not a curated record